Osmerus eperlanus (European smelt) is the source of this 8995-nucleotide messenger RNA. RefSeq names its product spectrin, beta, non-erythrocytic 2 (gene sptbn2). NCBI's taxonomy places the organism in Eukaryota, Metazoa, Chordata, Actinopteri, Osmeriformes, Osmeridae. The record is from RefSeq and is a predicted model, not a curated record. The coding region runs from base 598 to 7698 and encodes 2366 amino acids. Gene Ontology annotation, molecular function: actin filament binding; phospholipid binding; structural constituent of cytoskeleton. Gene Ontology annotation, biological process: actin cytoskeleton organization. Gene Ontology annotation, cellular component: plasma membrane; cell junction; spectrin. The transcript is spliced from 39 exons.
CAGCCACCCGAGCACGGACAGUUCUCCUACUGGCCGCACACACAGCGCGCCAGAGUCCGCACGCGAGCGCCGACCGUGGAGCGAAGGGAAGGCGCGCCGAGUGCUGGUUUGAGUGUGUGAGCGUGUGAGUGUGUGAGCGGCGGGGAGGAGGUGCGGAGAGCUACAGGUUUUCUGCUUUGCUCCGAGGCAAAGUAGACUGUCAUGGACUUCAGAGGAGGUGGUGAAAGAGAAGAAAAGAAGUAGAACAUUUUGUUCUUAGUUUUGUUUGGGAAAAACUCCGCCACCCCUGCACACAGCACUGCCUUUUCUGUGGAGAACAGAGGGAGUGAGAUAAAAAAAAAAAAAAAAAACUCCUUUCCAAACUUUGAUACCCUGGAGUGCCUUGUUGAUAUGCGUUAGCAGAGGACGACAACAGGGAUUUUAAACAGACAAAGGUGGACUUUGUCGACUCUUUCCCCACGCCCGCUUCUGACUGAGAGAGCACACUCUACAGGUAUUGCGCCUUGCUGUCGCUGUGCUAUGCUGGAAAGCCCCCCAGGCACUAAAACCAGAGCCUGAGCCUGAGCCAAAUCUGAGCUUUUUCUCCCGGGGGGAACUAUGGAGUUUGACCUGCGAGACCGAGAGCCUUGCCUGUCCCCAGCUGCCUUCGUUAACCAGGUGCAGUACUCCAACAUCCUUGAGGGGAGGUUCAAGCAGCUGCAAGAUGAGCGUGAGGCGGUGCAGAAGAAGACCUUCACCAAGUGGGUGAACUCCCACCUGGGCCGUGUCACCUGCCGCAUAGGAGACCUCUACACUGACCUGAGGGAUGGACGCAUGCUCAUCCGCCUCCUGGAGGUGCUGUCUGGGGAGCAGCUGCCGAAGCCCACCAAGGGCCGCAUGCGUAUCCACUGCCUGGAGAACGUGGACAAGGCCCUGCAGUUCCUCAAGGAGCAGAAGGUGCACCUGGAGAACAUGGGCUCCCACGACAUCGUGGACGGAAACCACCGCCUCACCCUGGGCCUCAUCUGGACCAUCAUCCUGCGCUUCCAGAUCCAGGACAUCAGCGUGGAGACCGGGGACAACAAGGAGAAGAAGUCUGCCAAGGAAGCCCUUCUGCUCUGGUGCCAGAUGAAGACCGCAGGGUACCCCAACGUGAACGUGCACAACUUCACCACCAGCUGGAGAGACGGCCUGGCGUUCAACGCCAUUGUGCACAAACACAGAUCGGACCUCAUCGAGUUUGACACCCUCAAGCGGUCCAACGCCCACUACAACCUCCAGAACGCUUUCAACGUGGCGGAGAAAGAGCUGGGCGUCACCAAGCUUCUGGACCCAGAAGAUGUGAAUGUGGACCAGCCGGAUGAGAAGUCCAUCAUCACCUACGUGGCCACUUACUACCACUACUUCUCCAAGAUGAAGGCCCUGGCCGUGGAGGGCAAGAGGAUCGGCAAGGUGCUGGACUACGCCAUCGAGGCCGACCAGCUGAUAGACAAGUACGAGACCCUGGCGUCGGAGCUGCUGCAGUGGAUCGAGCAGACCAUCCUGACCCUCAACGACCGGCAGCUGGCCAACUCCCUGAGCACCGUGCAGAACCAGCUGCAGGCCUUCAACACCUACCGCACCGUGGAGAAGCCCCCCAAAUUCACAGAGAAGGGGAACCUGGAGGUUCUGCUGUUCACCAUCCAGAGCAAGAUGAGAGCCAACAACCAGAAGGUCUACAUGCCCAGAGAGGGAAAGCUCAUCACUGACAUCAACAAGGCCUGGGAGCGCCUGGAGAAGGCGGAGCACGAGCGCGAGUUGGCGCUGAGGAACGAGCUGAUUCGCCAGGAGAAGCUGGAGAUGCUCGCCGCCCGCUUCGACCGCAAGGCCGCCAUGAGGGAGACCUGGCUGAGCGAGAACCAGAGGCUCGUCUCCCAGGACAACUUUGGCGUGGACCUGGGGGCGGUGGAGGCGGCCACCCGCAAACACGAGGCCAUCGAGACGGACAUCGGGGCGUACGGCGAGCGCGUGGCCACCGUGGAGUCGGUGGCCCGCGAGCUGGAGGCGGAGGGAUACCACGACGUGAGGCGCGUGCUGGCGCGGAGGGAUAACGUGCUGCGGCUGUGGGACUACCUGAAGGAGCUGCUGGCGGCGAGGAGGGAGAGGCUGCACGCCCACAGGGACCUGCAGAGGCUGCUGCAGGAGAUGCGCUACAUCAUGGACUGGAUGGGAGACAUGAAGGGCCGUCUGCAGUCCCAGGACAGCGGGAGGCACCUGCACGACGUGGAGGACCUCCUGCAGACGCACACCCUGGUGGAGGCAGACAUCUCGGGCCAGGCGGAGAGGGUCCGCGCCGUGCAGGGCGCCGCCCAGCGCUUCACCUCCGACGAGCAGGUGUACAAGCCGUGUGAGCCCGCGCUGGUGGACGAGAAGGUGACUCUGCUGGGCCAGGCCUACGACGAACUGGGCCAGCUGGCCGGCGAGCGGCGGGAGCGCCUGGAGGACUCCCGCCGGCUGUGGCAGUUCCUGUGGGAGCUGGGCGAGGAGGCGGCCUGGAUCCGGGAGCAGGAGCAGAUCCUGGCGGCGGGAGACUGCGGGCGCGACCUCACCUCGGCCCUGCACCUGCUCAGCAAGCACGAGGCCUUCAGGGACGAGAUGGCGGCGCGCUACGGCCCGCUGAGCAACAGCAUCGCCUCCGGGGAGACCCUGGUGGAGGAGGGGCACGUCGGGGCGGCCGAGGUCACCGAGAGGAUCCGGGACGUCCGAGAACAGUGGGCACACCUGGAGGAGACCUCCCAGCUGAGGGAGCAGAGCCUGAAGGAGGCGUCGGCCAUGCACCAGUUCCAGACGGACGCCAACGACAUGGAGGCGUGGAUCAUGGAGACGCUGCGGCAGGUGUCCAGCCAAGAGGUGGGCCACGACGAGUUCUCCACCCAGACGCUGGCCCGCAAGCAGAGGGAGGUGGAGGAGGAGGUCCAGAGCCACCGGCCCCUCAUCGACUCCCUGCACGAGCAGGCCCAGAGCCUGCCCCAGGCCUACACGCACUCCCCUCAGGUGGAGGGGCGCCUGCCCGCCAUAGAGCAGCGCUACGAGGAGCUGGCGUCGCUGUCGGCGUCGCGGCGGCAGGCCCUGGAGGGGGCGCUGGCCCUCUACCGCAUGUACAGCGAGGCGGGGGCCUGCCAGCUGUGGGUGGGGGAGAAGGAGCAGUGGCUGGACAGCAUGGAGAUCCCCACCAAGCUGGAGGACCUGGAGGUGGUGCAGCAGAGGUUUGAGACGCUGGAGCCCGAGAUGAACAACCUGGGCACUCGCAUCACGGACGUCAACCAGGUGGUGGAGCAGCUGCUGGGAUCGGAGAGCCGCAGCAAGGAGCAGAUUCACCAGACGCAGGACCAGCUCAACGACAGGUGGAAGGAGUUCCAGCGGCUGGCGGAGCAGAAGAAGCAGGACCUGGAGUCUGCCCUGAACAUCCAGAACUACCACCUGGAGUGCAACGAGAUCCAGACCUGGAUGAGGGAGAAGACCAAGGUGAUCGAGUCCACCCAGAGCCUGGGCAACGACCUGGCUGGGGUCAUGGCCCUGCAGCGCAAGCUCACCGGCAUGGAGAGAGACCUGGAGGCCAUUCAGGGUAAGCUGGAUGACCUGAGGCAGGAGGCGGAGAAGCUGGCCCGGGAACACCCCGAGCAGGCGGAGGAGAUCCACGCCCGCCUGGGAGGCAUCCAGGAGGUGUGGGAGGAGCUCAACGCCACCAUGAAGCGGCGGGAGGAGUCGCUGGGCGAGGCCAGCAAGCUGCAGGGCUUCCUGCGCGACCUGGACGACUUCCAGUCGUGGCUGUCGCGCACGCAGACGGCCGUGGCGUCCGAGGACAUCCCCACGUCGCUGCCCGAGGCCGAGCGCCUGCUCGCCCAGCACGAGAGCAUCAAGAACGAGGUGGACAACUACAAGGAGGACUACGAGAAGAUGCGUGCACUGGGGGAGGAGGUGACCCAGGGCCAGACGGACGCCCAGUACAUGUUCCUGGCGCAGAGGCUGCAGGCGCUGGACACGGGCUGGCACGAGCUGCGCCGCAUGUGGGAGAAUCGCCACAGCCUCCUGGCCCAGGCCUUCGACUUCCAGACGUUCCUGCGCGACGGGAAGCAGGCGGAGAGCUUCCUCAACAGCCAGGAGUAUGUGCUGUCCCACACCGAGAUGCCCUCCAGCCUGCAGGGGGCAGAGGAGGCCAUAAAGAAGCACGAGGACUUCCUGACCACCAUGGAGGCCAGCGAGGAGAAGAUCACCGGCGUGGUGGAGGCCGGCCGCCGCCUCGUCAGCGACCUCAACACCAACUCCGACAAGAUCGAGGAGAAGGCCGACUCCAUCCAGGAGAGACAUCAGAAGAACAAGGAGGCUGCUAACGAGCUCCUGGCGAAACUGAAGGACAACCGUGAACUUCAGGACUUCCUCCAAGACGGACAGGAGCUCUCUCUCUGGAUCAACGAGAAGAUGCUGACCGCCCAGGACAUGUCGUACGAUGAAGCCAGGAACCUCCACAGCAAGUGGCAGAAGCACCAGGCCUUCAUGGCCGAGCUGGCCUCUAACAAGGACUGGCUGGACAAAAUGGACAAGGAGAGCCAGGCGCUGGUGAAGGAGAAGCCCGAGCUGCAGCCGGUGGUGCAGCAGACGGUGGAGGGCCUGCAGGCGCAGUGGGAGGAGCUGGAGAGCACCACGCUCACCAAGGCGCAGUGCCUGUUCGACGCCAACAGGGCGGAGCUGUUCACCCAGAGCUGCUCGGCCCUGGACGGCUGGCUGAAGAACCUGGAGGGCCAGCUGCAGAGCGACGACUUCGGCAAGGACCUGACCAGCGUCAACAUCCUGCUCAAGAAGCACCAGAUGCUGGAGCACCAGAUGGAGGUGCGUGAGAAGGAGGUGCAGUCCCUGCAGUCCCAGGCCCUGGCCCUGGCCCAGGAGGACGCGGGGCUGGCCGAGGUGGACGGCCAGCAGAGGCGCGUCACCGACAGCUUCGGCCAGCUGCAGGAGCCGCUCAAGCAGCGGCAGCAGAGGCUGCUCGCCUCCAAAGAGGCCCACCAGUUCAACCGAGACCUGGAGGACGAGAUCCUGUGGGUGAAGGAGAGGAUGCCACUGGCCAACUCCACAGACCAUGGCAAGGACCUCCCCAGUGUGCAGCUGCUCAUCAAGAAGAACCAGACCCUGCAGAAGGAGAUCCAGGGCCACCAGCCGCGCAUCGACGACAUCCAGGCCCACCGGCGGAACCUGGCCCCGGGGCAGGAGGAGGUGGACGGGGAGAGGCGGUCGGCCCUGGAGGGCCGCCUGGCCGAGCUGAGGGACCUGUGGGCCCAGCUCAUCGCCGAGACGGACGAGAGGCACGUGCGCCUGGUGGAGGCCAACCGCGCCCAGCAGUUCUACACGGACGCGGCCGAGGCCGAGGCCUGGAUGGGGGAGCAGGAGCUGCACAUGAUGUCGGAGGAGAAGGCCAAGGAUGAGCAGAGUGCCAUGGUGAUGGUGAAAAAGCAUCAAAUCUUGGAACAGGCCCUGGAGGACUACGCCCAGACCAUCCACCAGCUGGCCAACAGCAGCCGCCUCAUGGUCACCAGCGAGCACCCCGAGAGUGAGAGGCUCACCCUACGGCAAGCCCAGGUGGACAAGCUGUACGCGGGGCUGAAGGACCUGGCGGAGGAGCGUCGCGGCCGCCUGCAGGAGAGGCUGAGGCUGACCCAGCUGAAGAGGGAGGUGGACGACCUGGAGCAGUGGAUCGCUGAGAGGGAGGUGGUGGCCGGCUCCCACGAGCUGGGCCAGGACUACGAGCAUGUCACGAUGCUGAGGGACAAGUUCCGGGAGUUCGCCCGGGACACCAGCAACAUCGGGCAGGAGCGCGUGGACGGCGUCAACGGGCAGGCGGACGACCUGAUCGAGUCGGGCCACCCGGAGAACGCCACGGUGGCCGAGUGGAAGGACGGGCUGAACGAGGCGUGGGCCGACCUGCUGGAGCUGAUCGACACGCGCACGCAGAUGCUGGCCGCCUCGUACGAGCUGCACCGCUUCCACCAGGACGGCCGCGAGGCGCUGGGCCGCGUGAGGGAGAAGCGCGAGGCGCUGCCCUCGGAGCUGGGCCGCGACCUCAACACCGUCCAGCACCUGCACAGGCAGCACACGGCCUACGAGCACGACAUCCAGGCCCUCAGCGGCCAGGUGAACCAGGUGCAGGAUGACGCGGCUCGCCUGCAGAAGGCCUACGCCGGGGAGAAGGCGGAGGAGAUCCACCGCAGCGAGCGCUCCAUCACCGAGGCAUGGGAGGGCCUGCUGGGGGCCGGACAGGCUCGCCGGCUCCUCCUGCUGGACACGGUGGAGAAGUUCCGCUUCUCCAACAUGGUGCGCGACCUCAUGCUGUGGAUGGACGGGGUCAACCUGCAGAUCGACGCCCACGACAGCCCCAGGGAUGUGUCCUCGGCUGGACUGGUCAUCGCCAACCACCAGGACAUCAAGUCUGAGAUCGAGACCCGGGCGGACAGCUUCACCGCCUGCUAUGAGAUGGGCAACACUCUCAUCAACAACAACCACUACGCAGCCGACGAGAUCAGGGAGAAGCUGGACCAGCUCCAGGGACGGAGGGCUGAGACCAACAAGAAGUGGCAGGACAAGAUGGACCACCUCCAGAUAGUCCUGGAGGUGCUGCAGUUCGGCCGGGAUGCCUCUGUGGCCGAGUCGUGGCUGGCGGGCCAGGAGCCCCUGGUGCGGGCGGGGGAGCUGGGCGCCAACGUGGACGAGGUGGAGAGCCUGAUCAAACGCCACGAGGCCUUCGAGAAGCUGGCCCACGGCUGGGAGGAGCGCUUCGUCCUGCUGGAGAAGCUCACCACGCUGGAGGAGCAGGAGCGCCAGCGGAGGAUGGAGGAGGAGGAGAGGGCGAGGCGGCCCCCCACACCGCCCCCCACGGAAGUGGCCCCGUCCGAGGCCGAGAGCCAAGCACAUGAAUCUGCUGCCAGGACCAGCCUGGACCAGACCACCCUGAACCAGUCCGUAUCCGUGAAUGGAGUCCACAGUGACCAGGACACGUCCCAGUCCUUAUCAGUGUCGUUGUCAGUGGGAAAGAAAGCCCAGCCUAAGCCCGUCUCUAAGCCCAAGCAGCUGGAGCGUGGCUCUGAGACGGACUCUGUGAACGGGCCGGGUCGAGACAGCGGCCUGGCCUCCUCCAGGCUGGACCCGUCGGCCACGCUGCCCAGCAGGGGCGGGGCGGAGCCGGGCCCCAACGCCAUGGAGGGCAUGCUCUGCCGCAAGCAGGAGAUGGAGUCACACAACAAGAAGGCAGCUACCAGGUCCUGGCAGAACGUGUACUGCGUCCUGCGGAAGGGAAGCCUGGGCUUCUACAAGGACAACAAGAGCGCGUCCAACGGGAUCCCCUACCACGGGGAGGUGCCCGUCAGCCUGGGGGAGACCGUGUGCGAGGUGGCCAACGACUACAAGAAGAGGAAACACGUGUUCAAGCUUCGGCUAGGAGAUGGGAGAGAGUAUCUGUUCCAAGCUAAGGACGAGGGGGAGAUGAGCUCCUGGAUCCGCUCCAUCCAGGCCAUCAUCCCACCGGUGGGGUCAGGGGACCACUCUCCCGUGGGCCCCCGGGCCCUGAGCCGAGCCAUGACCAUGCCCCCCAUCUCCCCCAGCUCGGCCGAGACCGGGGGCGUCACCAUGCGCAACAAGGACGGCAAGGACAAGGACCGCGAGAAGAGGUUCAGCUUCUUCGGCAAGAAGAAAUAAAAACAUUUGGCGUUGAGGGGGGAAAUAACACGCCGACUUCAACCCAAACAAUAUUUGUCAAAAAAAUUCCAACAAACUGAAACAGGGCAGAAAGGAAAGGAAAAAGCGCUCGUGUCGCAUAAAACGCUUUGCUGCCGGCCUCAGUCCUGAGGAGUCUCAACAACUACAACAGGCAGAGCUUGCUCUCUCUUUCUAUCUCUAUUCAUUUGUCAGUUAUUUCCCUUUAGCUAUCUGGAACCGUCUCCACAUCCAGCAUCACCCCUAGUACUCCUCUGUCCAUGGCUUUCGUGAGUUUUAGGCUUUGGGCCAACAGAGUUAUAUUGGCCUGACUCACUAGUAGAUAACGAGGGGUUUCUGGUGGAAGCAGGGACAGUCACCUCGUCUCUGGCCAAGAGAGAGGGAGGCUCCCUCCAGUCAGAUCCCCCCCCCCCCCCACACUCUAGAUCCGGUUUGGGUUGAGUUAGCUGUGUCAGCCUGUCUGGAGACAGGCAGCUUACUUCAAUGCUGUUUAAGUGGCAACCGAGAGAGCGACCAUGGCACACGGUGCUAUGGCAGGUUCCAUCUAUACCUGUUCUCUCAUCUCUCCUUCUCUUUCUCCUUCGGAAGGACCACAUCGAUUUGUUUUUGUUUUGGUAUUGAUGUUAAUAACUUUACCAAUAUUAUUGCUGUUAUUUUAUUUAUCUUUUUUGCUGUUGCAGGUUUGAGAAAAGAUAUUAUUUAAAAAGAGUUUGUCAGUAGAAAUCUUGAGUAACGUUGAGGAGGAGAAAGAGAGUUUUGGAUGAGCGUACGAGACCACGUUGGUCUUGAUUCUGUUUGUUUUGUUAUCUUUUUUUUUUCUUGGAAGGAAAGUUCUGAGGCGUUUUUAAAAACGGUACAUUUUAGCAGUGUGCAGUAAGUAAUCAUCAGUGGGGAAAAUGACAAAUAUAUAUUUAAAGUGGUUUUAUUUUCAAUUUUAUCUCAACUCUUACUUGUAUUUGAUUUUAUUCUUCUUCUGAGGGAUUAAUUCUGCAUUGAUUUGGAGUUGUUUCUUUAUAAAGCAGAGAGGGUUAGUUUUCUAGUAAGGGUGAGUGUGAGAUGUGGUGCUGUUGGUUUUGCACGUUUUCUGUAACUCUUGAUCAGAGGCAGCAAGUUGGGUGCCACUGUUCUAUCUUUACACACACACACUCACACACAUUCACACCAACGGAAGUUAAUGGGAUGGCUUCGGAAAAAAAGAAAAAAAAAAAAUGUUUUUUGGUUUGAACAUGUAGAUGACACUGCUAAAUUGAUUAAACGUUCCUCCGGGAUGAUUUUCAGA